AUGAAAAGAAAAAAGAGAGAGACAGACACUUGUCUUAAUUAUGACCUCAUUGAGCUCAGAAACAAGUGCGAGGAAGGUCGCUUCAGUCCAGCAAGGAUAAAAAAGACAGGACAUGAGGACACCAAAGGUUAUAUUAUCAAUGAAGCGGAGGAGGAGGGGAGAGGCUGCAGGUCUGGUGGCCAGUCAGCUCCAAGGUUCAGAGCUUUGAACAACAUGGAAGAAACCACCUUUCCAUUCAUUUCAUUUCAUUUCAAUGACUAUACAACUGAUGACAUUCCACAGGUUCAGGAUAUAGACCCAAACGUUUACCAGGCAGUAAAAAUUGUCACUAUCUUUAUGUUUAGUGUAACCUUUCUCCUAGGGGUCACUGGAAAUGGCUUGGUUAUCUGGACUGCAGGAUUCAAAAUGGAGAAGUCGGUCAACAUCAUCUGGUUCCUCAACUUGGCCAUCGCAGAUUUCGCUUUUGACGUCUUCCUCCCGCUUCAGAUCACAGAGUGGGUCAUGGACAGUCAUUGGCCCUUUGGUCAGUUUAUGUGCAAAGUGAUUUUUACGGCUCUCUUCCUCAACAUGUCUGUUAGCACCACCUUCCUGAUGAUCAUCAGCCUUGACCGCUGUACAUCUGUUAUGUGCCCGGUGUGGUCAAAAAACCACAAGACCCUCAAGAUGGCUACGUCAGUCUCCAUUCUUAUCUGGACGGCCUGUUUUAUAUUCAGCACGCCGUACCUUGCUUUUUUUGACACUAUUCAUGACUCUGACAGUAAUAUUUCAUACUGUCUCCCCAUGUAUUCAGAUGAUGACCGCGUAGACGAAGAGCGGUACAAAGCCAUGCUCAUUACCAGAUUUGUCACCAUGUUCCUCAUCCCGUUUUCUAUUAUCGUAACAUGCUACAGCCUUAUCGUAAUUCGACUGAGAAGAAGGAAAAGUCUUUCUACUUAUGGCCAUUCAUAG
This is a messenger RNA of Nanorana parkeri, 948 nucleotides long. Its product is annotated as chemokine-like receptor 1. Gene Ontology annotation, cellular component: plasma membrane. Bases 1 to 948 code for a protein of 315 amino acids. Lineage: Eukaryota; Metazoa; Chordata; Amphibia; Anura; Dicroglossidae. Gene Ontology annotation, molecular function: complement receptor activity; N-formyl peptide receptor activity. Gene Ontology annotation, biological process: phospholipase C-activating G protein-coupled receptor signaling pathway; inflammatory response; positive regulation of cytosolic calcium ion concentration. The transcript is spliced from 3 exons. The record is from RefSeq and is a predicted model, not a curated record.